CUGAAAUCAUAAGUGCACUGUCAGCCAACACACUGACAGCCAGCUCCUCUCCCAAUCAUGUGAGCUUUAGGGGAUUCUCAUUUUGCCUUGUUAUCCAGUAUACCUGCACAAAAACAAAACAAACAAAGACGGGCAUGUCCAGACAUGUGAGGUCAAUUCAGUAUAGAGUUGGUGACUUGCAGAGUGCACAUCUCCAAUUUGCAGCAUGCAAAAAUGAAAAGAAGAUUUUCAGUGAGACAAGUUCUGGAUCAUAUUUUUGGUGAAAAUGAGGGAGAGGACAUAGAGCAGCAUAGCGAUACGGAUGAGCAGGUUUCUGAGGAGGAAGACAAUGUGGAGUAUCAUCCAGAAGACACAGACACAUCUGAUGAGUCUGAUGAGGAGGUCACCGGUGGUCAAGCUGCUCCCGCUGAAAGAUUCAAGUCCAAAAAUGGUACGAUCUGUUGGAGCUCAGUACCUCAUGAUGUACAUGGCAGGGCAGCUGCUGCAAAUGUCAUCAAAAUGACCCCUGGAAUCACAAGGUUUGCUGUGACGAGAGUCAGUGAGUCACAUAUGACAUGUUUUGAGCUAUUUAUGCCAUUGUCACUAAAAAGAGUCAUCAUUGCUAUGACAAACCUUGAAGGAAAAAAAGUCCAUGGCGACAUGUGGAAAGACAUUGAUGAGGAAUACCUGGAUGCUUAUAUUGGUGUUCUUCUUAUUGCUGGAGUGUACAGAUCCUGCAAUGAGGCCACUGAUAGUCUCUGGGACGCAUCGACAGGCAGAAAUAUUUUCCGGGCAACAAUGUCACUUCAGACCUUUCAAAUGAUAUCAAGAGUCCUCAGAUUUGACAACAGAGACACCAGAGCAAGAUCUGACAAGCUUGCCCCCAUCAGGGAUGUCUGGGACAGAUGGGUGCAGCUCCUUCCACUGAUGUUCAACCCAGGUCCAGAGGUGACAGUGGAUGACCGUCUUGUCCCUUUCCGAGGAAAAUGCCCCUUCCGGCAAUACAUACCCAGUAAGCCAGGGAAGUACGGCAUAAAAAUCUGGGCAGCCUGUGAUGCAAAAACCAGCUAUGCCUGGAAUCUACAGAUUUACACAGGCAAAGCUGCGAGUGGCAUCCCUGAGAAAAACCAAGGAAAACGUGUGGUCCUCGAUAUGACUACUGGACUGCAGGGUCACAAUAUCACUUGUGACAAUUUCUUUACCAGCUAUGACCUUGGACAAGAACCUCUCAGGAAGAAACUUACCAUGGUGGGCACAGUGAAGAAAAAUAAACCUGAGCUGCCUGCUGAAAUCUUGCAGGUGAAGGACAGAGCUCCACUUUCCUCAAAGUUUGCUUUUACAGACACCACCACUGUUGUCUCAUAUUGUCCAAAUAAAACCCGGAAUGUGAUACUUAUGUCUACUCUUCACAAAGAUGCAGCUGUGUCAUCAGGAAGUGACAAAAAGCCCACAAUUAUCCUCGACUAUAACAAAAACAAAGGAGGAGUGGACAACCUGGACAAGCUGACUGCCACCUACACUUGCCAGCGAAUGACCAGGAGAUGGCCAAUGGUUGUGUUUUACAACAUCCUUGAUGUGUCUGCAUAUAAUGCAUUUGUGUUGUGGACCCACAUCCACCAAGGGUGGAACUCAACCAAAAAAAGCAAGCGGAGAAUGUUUCUUGAGGAGCUGGGAAAUUCCCUUGUCAAGCCACACAUUGAGCGAAGGGAACGGGUGCCCCGAGACCCAGACGCUGCAGCCUUGGUCAGACAGCUGCAGAGCUCACCUAGCACUCCGUCCACGCCAUCAGCAACACAAAGAGCAUCCGCGCCAGCAUCCUCCUCAGCCAGCCCUGCCUCAACACCAACCAGAACAGCCACAGCCACAACCCCACUCAGGCCACCUGAUUCUAAAAGAAAGAGGUGUCAGGUCUGCCCAAGCAGUAAGGACAGAAAGACAAACGUAUUGUGCUUCAACUGCAAGAAAUAUCUCUGCAAAGAACACACUAAAAGUGUCACUUUUUGCCACACAUGCAUCUAAACACACACACAUACACAUGCAAGUUCUUGCACACAGAGACUUUUACUCUGAUUUAGUUUUUUAUUAGUUUUGGAACUAGUAAUUGAUUUCUAUUGGUUUGAUUUGCUUGAUUGGUUGUUGUUUGUUUGACCUUGCAAAUCUAUAUUUUGUGUUAUGACUUGUUCUGCUUUUCAUUUUGUGUUUGACAAACGGGAUUUCCACAGGUGGAAA
Messenger RNA from Sebastes umbrosus (honeycomb rockfish), 2208 nucleotides. Its product is annotated as piggyBac transposable element-derived protein 4-like. Lineage: Eukaryota; Metazoa; Chordata; Actinopteri; Perciformes; Sebastidae. The transcript has a single exon. The record is from RefSeq and is a predicted model, not a curated record. Bases 214 to 1998 code for a protein of 594 amino acids.